Rotaria sp. Silwood1 is the source of this 237-nucleotide messenger RNA. The record is from the annotation of a GenBank genome assembly. NCBI's taxonomy places the organism in Eukaryota, Metazoa, Rotifera, Eurotatoria, Philodinida, Philodinidae.
AUGUCGAAAGAUUUAGAUCCAACUGGUGGAAUGUUUAGUGGACCGAAAGAUACAAUGGUUGGAAAAAUUAAAGGUCCUGAAAAACCAGAAUCGCAAACAUCGGCUCCACCAGGUGCUAAAACUGAUAUUAUAAAUCCAAACCAACCCGCUGAUCCAAAUCGUGAUCAUGCAGUAAAAAUUGAUUUUCAAAAACAACCAAUGCCUGGUUCAGGACCUCAAACCGGUGGUUUAAAAUAA